Messenger RNA from Trichoplusia ni (cabbage looper), 698 nucleotides. RefSeq lists its product as uncharacterized. The transcript is spliced from 3 exons. The coding region runs from base 97 to 684 and encodes 195 amino acids. NCBI's taxonomy places the organism in Eukaryota, Metazoa, Arthropoda, Insecta, Lepidoptera, Noctuidae. The record is from RefSeq and is a predicted model, not a curated record.
UCUGCUGAGUCCACAUCUCGUUUGUACCGCUGCAAUACGUGCUCGCUCGCAGUUAUGUGCGGCCGCGAAAUGUCGUGACUGUGGCUAGCGGCGGAUAUGUGUCGGUACGUGGCGAUAGCAUUCAUGCUGGUUAACUACACAGCCGGCGCGCCCCCACCGCUGCGCUUGCACAUCGAGUGCUCCGAUGAAAGGGUCGACUCAUACCAAUCAUCAGAAUACAGCACAAACUCUCGCUUCGACGUCAACUCAUUCUGUGACCUGAUAAACAAGGCUUUCCCAAAAGCAAUCAAAGAUGGAAAAUUUAUCCUCAUUGAUCCAAACGAUCAGUCUGGAUACAGUGACACACAAGCACCGAUAUCCAUCGCCCCUCCCAAGAGUUUCAGACCAGGAUUACAGAUACCGAAAAUACCAGUCCCAAAACUACGAGUUCCAUCGUUAAAUGUUCCAACAUUACGAGAAAAUUUGAGCCCUUUAAGUAGAACUCCACCAAGGAUAGGAUCCCCGAUGACGUUUUCUUCGAUAAUGAGGGUCGGUGAAGACUCCAGUGCUGAGAGGAUGGAGAGGUUCAAGAAGGGAAUCCAGAAGAUGCUGCACGUCGUGAAGGUGAUGGGCCAGAUCGACCAGUACCUGUCGGAGAGGACUCGGAUCAUUGUUGAUAAACUCACCAAGACUUUUGCUGAAUAGAUUUGUAAUGAGAA